AUGAUGGCAAGCCUAUCAGCCAAAGACAUGGGAAAGGAUCAAGUGCUGGAUGGCUGGUGCCGCAAGAUCCCCAAAUCUGGGGGUGGGCCUCCUCUGAGCCGCAAACGAGUCACAGAAUUUUAUCAGACAUGCCAUCAACUCAUCCAGCUUCAAGAAGCACCAAUUACCCAUGAGGUCAUCACUAAACUUGCCUCUGAAGGAGGCCUUACCCGCGUUGCAGAGCUUGUCAAGCUCGCUGAGCUAUCAUCAACGCCUAGGGAGACGAACGACAUCUUACUGACCAUCCUGAUACCGUUCCUUGAGGCCAUUACCCACAAAGAUGUCUUAUACUCCAUGAUGCUCGAGCAGAUGGUGGCCAAUAUAUAUGUCUUCUUGUAUGGAAUAGGCGGCCGUCGAGCCACAGCGCUCUUCGGCUUUAUAGCAGAGGCCCUCCAAGCCGAGCUAAACACGGGCCCUACGAAUGCACUUUACUCGCGCACUCUCACCGUCCUUGCCGCACUUCUCCGAGUCCUGGAGUGCAAUCAUACUGCGUCUCCCUUAGAAGACCUCCGCUUCGUCGUUGACACCCUUCAAGCCUGCCUCGACGCACUAUCGAACACUUUCCAGGGCACUUUGAUGGAACAGGCCGCUUCACACCAAAUGACGAAGGUGCGGCGUCAUCUGGACUAUGGAGUGAGCUUGGUACCCUUCCAGCAAACCAACCCACCCGUUCCAAACCUUGCAGCCGCCUUCGAGAUUGCGCUAGAUGGCCCUGGUGCCCUGUCUUUAGCGGGGCCUAGGCAUGACAACGACCAUAGCAUGAUUGAAGAUGUCAGAAUACUACCAACUCCUCAGGAGAUUUACUCACUUCGUACGGAAUAUCUCCCAACAAAGGACCCCAGCAGGUGGCAUCUUCCCGGCAUCAAAGGGCUGCUGGACCAGCAAUUUCGUCUGUUGCGCGAGGACACUGUGGGUCAGCUCAGAGACUGCGUUCGAACGGUAAUGGAGAGCCUGAAGCCUCUCAAGACCAGAGAUUUGACGGAUACUGACGAUGAGAUCGGCCUUCGCAUUCACAAAUACUCCAAAGUUGUCCUUUCCACUGUCGACUACCACAAUAGAGCACAGCUUCGGGUUAUGGCCCAGUUUCAACAGCCAGAGCAUAUGAGCAGACGAACUGCCGCAGACCGUAGGCUAUGGUGGGACAGAUGCAAGCAACUACAAAUUGAUGCUCUCGUGUGUCUUGUGGAUUCUGAAGGCCAUUGCCUUUUCUUCUCCGUUUACGAUCGAAAGGGUUUCGGCCAAGCUGGGCAGCUAAUCACCACAGAAGCCCGUGGCAUUGAAGGCAAAUCGCGUGAAGAUGAGACGAAAGUACCAAAUCUCUGGCAUAGUCCCCGGCGUGGAACGGUCACGCUUCGCUUAAUUGAUAUGGGCAACCAAGACUUCAAGCAAAUGUUGGGCAGAGAUGUUCAGUCGUCGAACGUGGAACAAGUGAUCGUCGAAUUUCCAGGAGUGCUUCUUCCAUCAUUUCAGCCCACGCUCGAGGCCUUACAGCGCAUGAGCAGAGAUGUCGAAAUUCCAUUUUCCGACAUGCUUCUUCCCAAUCAAGAACAAAGCCCAACUCAGACAUCUUGGCCCACCUACGCUACUCAACCUGGUUUUUCUUUCGAUUUAAGUCCGAUAGUCGCUGCAGGAAAGCCUUUAUACUUGCAACAGAACGAUAAAUUCGACUUCGACAGCCUGAAAGAACGAUCUACACUGGACGAUGCUCAAUGCAAGGCAUUGGUGGGGGCACUUUCCAGGAACCUUGCCCUCGUACAAGGCCCACCAGGGACCGGAAAAUCGUACAUCGCUGUACAGGCCGUCAAAGUACUGUUGGAAUGCCGCGAAGAAGCGGAGAUAAACCCUAUUAUUUGCGUAUGCUACACCAAUCACGCGUUGGACCAAUUUCUCGAGCAUCUCGUAGAGGGCGGCACUAAGCAAAUUGUUCGUAUAGGCUCCAGAUCCAAUUCUACAAUACUCAAGCCUUUCACUCUACGUGAGAUCACCACUAAGAUGGAGAGAACGAAGACUGAAAAUCUCGAAGUCAAGCGUUCCCGGGGAAAAUUAGAGAAAGAGGGUAGGCACAUUGUGGACUUGUUCCACAAGCUGAAGCAUGUGUGCACGUUGGGGGGGGUAUUGCAGUACCUGGAGGUGGAGAAUGCUGACCACUACGACCAACUCAAGGGUACCGAGGAUCCAGACGGAUUUCACAUUGUUGGACAUCAACGUGGUGACCGACUUAAGCAGUGGCUUGAAUCUCCAGCUGCUCCUUCGUACGCGGGGCAGCAGCUUCGUUCUCUAGAAGAGCUCGAGGACAUCAGUAUAACGGAUAUGAGCAACAAUGAGCGCAAAUCUAUCUACGAGCAUUGGGUUUCGGAUUCUCGGCAAGAUCUCACGGAGCAGCUUGACGACAAAAUUGGUAGAUAUGUCAAGAUCGACAAGAACUUACAGAAGUGUAUUCAAGAAGUGGAUUUGAGAUGCUUGAAACAAUCCCACGUGAUUGGGGUCACAACUUCCGGGCUGGCCCGUAAUGUUGACCUGCUUCGACGACUGAAACCCAAAAUUCUGAUCUGCGAAGAGGCAGGAGAGAUACUCGAGGCUCAUACUCUUACCGCGUUCCUCCCUUCGAUUGAGCAUGCGAUCCUGAUUGGAGACCAUGAGCAACUUCGUCCAGGUGUGCAGAAUUACGACUUGUCACUCGAAAAUCCGCGCGGUGAGAAGUACUCGCUAGAUAUGUCCACCUUCGAGCGCCUGAUUACGAAUCCUGACUUGGAGGUCCCUUAUGAUACCCUCCAGACCCAACGGCGUAUGGACCCGUCGAUCAGCGACCUGAUUCGGAAAACUCUAUACCCGUCGUUGAAAGACCACGACUCAGUCCUAGCAUAUCCUCCUGUGACAGGAAUUCGAAAACGCCUCUACUGGCUUGAUCAUCGAGAGCCCGAGACUAGAGAAGACCCCACCCAAGUGCUGCAAAACUCACAAUCAAACAUGUACGAAGUGGAUCUAGUCCAAGCAUUAGCAACACAUUUUGUCCGUCAAGGUGUCUACAAGAGCAACGAGAUUGUGAUUCUUACUCCCUAUGUGCGCCAGCUACUCGAGCUUCGGGACAUGCUGUCAAAUACCUUCGAGAUUGUCAUCGGAGAUAAAGACCAAGAUGAAAUUGCCAAAGAAGGCCUUGAUGCAUCCGACACGAGGCCUAUUGUCAGGCAUAAAGCCAUGCUAAAGCAGAUGAUGCGGAUCUCGACGGUCGACAAUUUCCAAGGAGAGGAGUCCAAGAUUGUCAUCGUAUCGCUCGUCCGAAGCAAUCGAGAGAAGCGAUGUGGAUUUCUGCGAACCAGUAAUCGAAUCAAUGUCUUGUUGAGCCGUGCCAAAUACGGAAUGUACAUCAUUGGAAACUCGGAGACUUAUACCCAAAUCCCAAUGUGGUCAAAAGUGAUCAAGCUACUAAAGGGUGCCGGCAACAUGGGUCCCAGCCUUCCACUUUGCUGUCCCCAGCAUCCAGAUACAUCUAUUAGUGUCUCAACGCCGGAUGAUUUCCUACGCAAAGCGCCGGAGGGAGGCUGUGCCGUCCAGUGCGGUCUCCAGCUCGACUGUGGCCACCUCUGCACAUAUAAAUGUCAUUCCGAAACCCGACAUCAAUCUGUCAUCUGCCGCGAGCCUUGUGAGCGCCUUCAUGGUGACUGCGGUCACCUUUGCACCAGAGCAUGUGGUGUCGAUUGCGACGAUUGCCUUGCACUCGUUGAGGAUGUACAAUUGAACUGCGGUCAUACUGCAAGUGAAGUGCCCUGUCAUCAUAUGUCGGACCUUUCCUCAGUUGAAUGCCAAUUCUAUAUCGAAAAGGUUUUGCCUAGCUGUGGGCACAAGAACUUCGUCAGGUGUGGUCAGAAAAUUUCGAAUACACCUACUAAAUGCGAAACGCAGUGUGGCGUGGAUCUUGCUUGUGGGCACCAAUGCUGCAAGCCAUGCGGCGUUUGUCAUUUGAAGGGCACUGGUCUUGGUAUUCAUGGCAGCUGCAAUGCCCCGUGCGGGCGAGUCAGAUUAACCUGCGUUCACCUUUGUGAAGCCAGUUGUCAUGGAGACUCGCCGUGUCCACCAUGCAAUUUGCCCUGCUCUAUAAGCUGCUCGCAUUCGACAUGUACGAAGCGGUGCUGCGAGCCAUGCGCGCCAUGCGCUCAAUCUUGCACCGCAGGAUGCUACCACCAAGGGUACUGCCAAAUGCCAUGCGCCGUACCUUGCGACAUCUUGCCUUGUUCUCUUCGCUGUGAGGAGGAUUUAGCUUGCGGACAUCAAUGCCCUUCGGUAUGCGGAGAGUCAUGCCCCAGUACCGAAUUUUGCCAGCAGUGUGCAUCUACCACCGUCAAGCAAACACAUGUCGACUUUGGAAGCUUAGGAACUCUGACAUAUCAAGGGAUCGACUUGGACGCGACACCCGUCAUUGUGCCGGCUUGUGGCCAUUUCAUCCUAAUGACUACGAUGGAUCAACGCAUGGGUGUUUCUGAUCAUUAUGAGGUGUCUAGUAGCGGAGUGCCGGUCGCUUUUCGCUCGGAGUCUCUACCUCUAGCGGUCAUCGAAUCGAAAAGCUGUCCUCCAUGCCAAGGCCCACUGCGCGAUCUCAACCGCUACAAUCGUCUCGUUAAACGGCCCAAACUCGAUGAAAGCACCAAGAAGUUUAUUGUUCAUUCAAACAAGGUUUUAGUCCCCUUGGCUACCAGACUUCAACAAGAGGAGACUCGCCUCGCCAAGACCAAAUCGACGAUGAGCGCCGGUACGACAGUUGUUCAAUCCAAAUGUACCUCUAUCGUGCCAACGCUCGUACGGCUUGGCGGUCCCAGAGGUGUGUUGUUCCACAACAUCAGCGAGCUAUCCGGUCUCGGCUCUCGAUGCGGGCCUCUGCUUGCAUUGCACCAUGAGAUACUCACGUUCUUGGGGCGAGUCAGAGAAGAUGAGCAGCCCUUCGCAGAGAUCCAAUGGACGGUAGCUCAACGACCCCGUGCGAUGCAUAGAGCUACAGUACUUCAGACAACAAGCAGCCUGCUUAUAAAGGGUCUUCUACUACGUUGCGAAUACGAUAUCCUAACCGAGAUCAUCAAGAUUCAUAGGGAACAAACCCCUAGGAUGGCGACACAGCAUCAUUGGCUCACGUUAAAGCUGUGUCUUGACCUGGACUUCAACCGUCGGGAUUGUCGCGAUUUGAUCAACGAAGCAAUUGAGAAAAGCCAUCCCAUCAUAGACAUCGAGGCUCGUCUGCUCUUUGCUAAGUUCGUCGCUUUGGAGAGAAUAGCGUCAAUUGAUCCGGACAGAAUCGAGGGUCUACUCCCUCAAGCUCGUCGACAGAUGGAGAUAGCCAAGCAUAUAGCGAAAAAUUCGCCCAUCCUCGAACAACCAGAUUCACCGGAUCUGGAAGUAGAGAACCAAAGACUGGAAAUGGAACUACAGAAAUACAGCAUGCGGGAGGGUGAAACAAAUAUGAGAUGUAAAGUACUAGAUUGCACCAAGCUUUUCGCCGGAGCGGUCUUCUGGCGGAAGCAUGUUGAGAAGUGUCACCCCCAGUGGUACGAAAAAAUGAAAGCGAGCGUAAGCUCCAGUGCUUCCAGCUUACUUGCGGAGGUUGAAGAGGUGGAGAAGAUGUUGCAGGAGGUUACGGUUUCUAUGAUUGUGACUAGUGCAGAGAAACAGGCGAUGUAUCUCGUAAUGGCUCAGGACUACGAAGGUGCGGGAAGAUGGUAUCAUUGCUCCAAUAUGCAUGCCGUGAGGAUAAUCUUCCAAGUCGCAACGCGCAAGCUAACAGUCACUCAGUUCACGAUAGAAAAUCGCGAGGCGCGCGUGGGCACAUUGAAGUGCCCGCAAUGUGGGGAACUUGUAGCUGGGCCGUCUCAGGAAGUGGUCGAGGAAGUGCCGAACGCUGUCGAUGUUUGA
Messenger RNA from Letharia columbiana, 5934 nucleotides. RefSeq lists its product as uncharacterized. Gene Ontology annotation, molecular function: zinc ion binding; helicase activity. The record is from RefSeq and is a predicted model, not a curated record. Gene Ontology annotation, biological process: regulatory ncRNA-mediated heterochromatin formation. NCBI's taxonomy places the organism in Eukaryota, Fungi, Ascomycota, Lecanoromycetes, Lecanorales, Parmeliaceae. Gene Ontology annotation, cellular component: nucleus; nuclear RNA-directed RNA polymerase complex. Bases 1 to 5934 code for a protein of 1977 amino acids. The transcript is spliced from 5 exons.